AUGUUUAAGUCAAGCUAUAGUAAAAGGACGCGCGCUAUUAUGACCAUUAACGAGGCGGUGCAAUCGCUAAAUCCCAGCGUGUCGGUCAAAAUGGCGAUCGGCAUCUAUCUGUUCUCCAACGCUUUGCUAUCCCUCGGCACCGAGCGUCAUCACAAGUUCUACGAAGCCACCAUCUUGAACAGGGAGAUGCUGGCCAGCUUCGCGCUCACGGAGAUUGCGCACGGCUCCGACGCGCGCCUGAUGCGUACCACCGCCACGUACGACCCUCGGCGGCGCGAGUUCGUCGUGCACACGCCCGACUUCGAGGCGGCCAAAUGCUGGGUUGGUAAUCUAGGCAGAACGUGCACGCACACGCUGCUGUUCGCGCAGCUGAUCACGCCCGACGGCACCAACCACGGCCUGCACGGCUUCGUGGUGCCGAUCAGGGAUCCGGACACCCUGGAGACCUACCCCGGCCUGGUGGUGGGCGACAUGGGCGAGAAGAUAGGCGUCAACGGCAUCGAUAACGGAUUCAUAAUGUUCAACCAGUACCGGAUACCGCGCGAGAACCUCCUAAACAGGACGGCUGAUGUCACCGAGGAUGGCCAGUACGUGAGCUCGUUCUCGGAGCCGUCCAGGAUACUCGGCGCGGCACUAGAGAACCUAUCUGCUGGCCGCAUCGGCAUCAUGCAGGAGAGCUGCCACUCGAUAGCGGGCGCGGUCAGCGUAGCGGUCCGCUACGCCGCCACGCGCACCCAGUUCGGCGAGAGGGACAACGAGAUACCGCUGCUCGAGUACGACCUGCACCAAUGGCGGUUAUUCGGCUACGUGGCAGCGGCUGUGGUGUUCCGGAUAUACAUCCAGAACUUUGCCCAAGUUUACCUGAACAUUGUGGAGAAAUCAAAUAUGGGUCUUAAAGUCGACAAUUUGAGCGAGGCGGUGUCCGAGAUCCACGCGAUGGUGUCGUGCAGCAAACCGCUGCUCACGUGGACGACGCUGGAGGCCGCCCAGCAGUGCCGCGAGGCGUGCGGCGGCCACGGCUACCUCAAGUGCGCGAACCUGGGCGACAUCCGCAGCAACCACGAGCCGACGGUGACGUACGAGGGGGACAACAGCGUGCUGUCCCAGCAGGCGGGCAACUGGCUGCUGCGCCAGUACGAGGCGGCGAGGGGCGGGGGAUGCGUCGACUCGCCGCUGCUCACCGUCGCCUUCCUCAAGGAGCACCGCGCCAUCGCCGCCCUACUCUUCACCGCCGACGCCACCUCCCAGCUCAAGACCACGCAAUUUAUCCUAUCAACAUACAAGUGGCUCAUAUGCUGGCUUCUAAAAGAGACCUACGAGAAAUAUGAAGCACUCCUCGCCAAGGGGUUGACAAAGUUCCAAGCGAAGAACAAAUCACAGGUCUACAGAUGGAAGAACCUAACGAAGGCGUACGCCGAAUACCUCGCGAUAAUGUUCAGUCUGGAAUCCAUAGAGAAGAAAGAGAAGGAGUUACAGCCUGUGCUGUAUAAGCUGUUCACUUUGUACGGUCUGUGGUCGUUGGACAGACACUUAGUGGAGCUGUACCAAGGGGGGUACUGCACAGGCGACAAGCCGGCGAGGCUGAUGAGGGAGGCUAUCAUGGAGCUGUGCGCCGAUCUGAAGGGCGAGGUGGUGAGCGUUGUCGACGCUCUGGCCCCGACAGAUUUCGUCCUCAACUCCGUUUUGGGAAAGAGCGACGGAAGGCUGUACCAAAACCUGCAAAAGGCGCUGGUGAGCCACCCAGGCACGUUCGAGCGGGCGAGCUGGUGGAGGGAAGUGGUGCCUUCAGCGAAGCUA
Molecule: messenger RNA, 1797 nt
Organism: Iphiclides podalirius (scarce swallowtail)
Lineage: Eukaryota; Metazoa; Arthropoda; Insecta; Lepidoptera; Papilionidae
Source: the annotation of a GenBank genome assembly